CUAAUAAUGAUACAUAUAUUAACAAUGAUAUUUAAAGGAUCACGUAUUUAUAAUUUAACUUUUGAUAAAACGUCUCGUAGUUUUUAAGUCUUAUUUUAUUGCGAUGGGUGAAAAAUGAUUUGUAUAUUUAUUUUGUGCUGUAUUGUUCCUUUGAUAUCAGCAAAUCCCCUGGCCAAAUUGCUGCUGCAGACAAGAUCAAAUUCCAAUCAAAAUGGAUUCAAUAACGUACCUUACAACCUACCGAUACCAGCAAACAACAUUCAGUCUUAUAUACCACCUAAUAUAAUUCAAAAUCCUGUAAACUAUUGCCCAUGUAACCAGCCAUAUGGGUCACAAAACGGACUUCCAGUUCAGAUCAAAGUUGAAGGUACAAAUAAGUCUUUUCUCAACAAGAUACUUGCUAAUCCAAUGUUUCAAAGUAUUUUGGAUCCAAAUGGAAAUAAUUUUAACCUUGAUAACAAUAAUUUUGCACCACAAGGGAAUAAUGGACAAAAACCAAAUGUAAUUAAUAAUUAUUACAUAAUUCCUCCAGAAUGUGCACAAGAUAAUGAUAAAGGUAUUGAAAUGAUCAAAAAUUUGAUUGAGAAUAAAACAGUAGUGAGUCGAAAUGUUGAGAAACGUAAAAAUAAUGCAAAUGAAAGAAAAAAUGUGCCAAGACCUCAAAAUAAACAGAACCACGAAAUAGAAAAACCAAAAGCUAACAAAAGAGUUCAAAAUGGUGAACACGGUCAUAAGACUCGAAUCAAUGACAACACUCAACCAAAAAGAGAAAAAUCUAAAAAGAAAAAGAAAAAUGGUAUCCAACGUGGUAGUGCUACUACCACCCAUGAUCGUAACAUAAGCAAAAACAAGAAAAUUUCAAAUUCAAAAAGUAAUAAUGAAAAUUUACCACAUAGGAAAAAUAUUGCUUCAAACAGAACAUCGUCUCAUAAUAACGGUACCAGAAAACGUAAAAACCCAAAGACCAAACUCGAAAAUGAUAACCAAAUAGCUAAUGAUAAACUUUCUAUAAAAAGUAAUCUUGAAUCACCAGACGUAUUGGAUAAUGUAAAUGGCAAACUGAAAAAGAAACAAACAAAAGUUAUAAGUUAUACACAUCCUAGAGAUGAGAAUGUUAUAAACGAUAUUCAUGAGAAAUUUCCAGGUAUUCCUAAAGACGUAAUCAAUAAGCUACUGAGAUAUUUAAGACGACAAAAUAAAAUUCAGCGGUUGUGUAAUAGAGAUGAUUUAAAAAUUAGCACUGUAAAAAAUAAUAAGGAAAAUAUUAAAACCGAUUCCGACAUACGCAAAACUAUAAAAGAUAAAUCAAGAAAUUCUGAAAAUUUAGCUUUAUCAUCAACAACGGAUCAUAUUUUAGAUAAAUAUACACCUGCUGAUAUAAAAGUAAGUAAUAGCACCUACGUGAGUUCCUUAGAAGGUGACCUAAAUCAAAGAGAAAAUAAUGAAACAGUACAAACAUUUUUCUAUAAGCCAAGUACAGAAGUGGUGGAAAUGACAACAAAUAAAAUUACAGAAAUACCAACACGAAUUAAAGAAAUUGCCGUACUUGAUACAGAAAAUGAUAUGAAUGAUUAUUAUCCCGACUUCAGAUUUGAUAAAAUGUAUACGAGUGAAGAUGAUUACAUCAGAAGUUUAAGAAAUGAUAAGUUUUAUUACACUACCGACAGAAACAUUUAUGAUAUCAAUAAAAGCACUGAAAUAUACUAUGAACCCUAUAAGCUUGCUACACCUAAAAAAGAAUUGCAGUCUGAAGAAUUCGAAGAUACAUUAAAUAAUCCGAUAAAAUAUUAUGAAAAUUAUGAUGACGAAGCAUUGAAUAGUUUCUCAAGUGAAGAAGUUGAAUUUCAAACACCACCAUUUUUAGAAAAUCCAGAUUUUGAAACUAAGCCCGUGGUAAAGUAUUUCGGUGACGAGACACCUACGUAUACUUACCAAGUAAGCAAAAAUGAUAAUCUUAACGUAAAAUCUUCAACGUAUUCGAAUGCUAAAUCUAUUGUUCCUUUGAAGGAAAAACCAAGAAGUGAUAAUAUUGAAACGGUGUUUGCUGGUUCUAAAGUAGCAAAAUAUGGUCAACCUCAAAAUGUUGCAGAUGAUAAUUUAGAUAAGAAUGACAAUUCUGAUACUGUAGUUGUGUAUGCAAGAAGUAUGUCUGAUUCCUAACAAAGAAAAUCAAAAAGAUACACGAAACAUCAAAGUUUUUUUGUGUAGUAUUAGAAGUAGGUACAAUUAUAAUUUAUAUGUUGUUAGAACUAUCAAAACGGGUUCUGUUCAAUAAAAUAUUUCUACUUUCAGAAGUUUA
Molecule: messenger RNA, 2299 nt
Organism: Plodia interpunctella (Indianmeal moth)
Lineage: Eukaryota; Metazoa; Arthropoda; Insecta; Lepidoptera; Pyralidae
Product: MATH and LRR domain-containing protein PFE0570w-like
Exons: 2
Coding region: 115-2160 (681 amino acids)
Source: RefSeq, a predicted model, not a curated record